This is a messenger RNA of Aspergillus sclerotioniger CBS 115572, 621 nucleotides long. RefSeq lists its product as uncharacterized. The coding region runs from base 1 to 621 and encodes 206 amino acids. The record is from RefSeq and is a predicted model, not a curated record. NCBI's taxonomy places the organism in Eukaryota, Fungi, Ascomycota, Eurotiomycetes, Eurotiales, Aspergillaceae. The transcript has 3 exons.
AUGGACCCCUCACCCUCACCCGACUCUCCCUCCAAAUACUUCACCCCGAUCAACUCCAGCACCCCCAUCAAGCCCGACCCCGAAGAGACCGAAAACUCCACCCUUUCCAAAGCAGUGAGAAAAACCAGCACCAAGCGCGGCCCCAUCAAAACCUCCCCACACUCCUCCUCCUCCGAAUCCCCCAGCAAAAAACCCAAGCUUACGCCCAAGAAAACCAGACUGCCCCCAAUCCCCACUAAUCUUGACGCCGCCACCAUCAACGAUAGGCUCAUCCUGCGUCUUCGAGAUGACGAACAGCGCGGAUGGAACGAAAUCACGAAGGAGUGGGUGAAGUUGACGGGUAUUCAGGUUGGAGGGUCGACUCUUCGCAUGAGAUAUACUACUAUGAAGAGUAAUUUUGUGGAGAUGGAUGGGAAUGAUGAAGCACGCAUGCUCCGCGCCAAAAAGGAAGUCGAGGAGAAGUUCGAAGGAGAUAAGUGGCGGCUUAUUGCAGAUGCGGUGGAGAGUGCGGGAGGGAAGAGGUAUCCUGCCGGGGCCUUACAAAAGAGGUUCAGGGAGGUUUGUAAGAGGGGGGUUAGUGGCGGUGGUGCUGGGGAUGGGGGAGAGGAGAAAGGGGUUUGA